CGCCGCUCGCCUCUCGCGGCUCAGGGGCUCGGCUUUGCCGCGCUCAGUGCACUCGGGCGAGAGCUGGAGCCAGGAACAGAGCUUGGAGCCCAGCUCAGCCACCGCGAUGAGAGGCGCUUCAGGCGCCUGGGAUCUGCUCGGCGUCCUGUUCGUCCUGCUGUGCGGCCACACAGGCUCUUCGCAGCCAUCUGUGAGUCCAGGAGAGCCGUCUCCACCAUCCAUCCAGCCAGCACAGUCGGAGUUAAUAGUCGGCACAGGCGACACAAUCAGGCUGAUAUGUGAGGAUCCUGCCUUCGAUAAGUGGACUUUCGAGACCCUGGGUCAUGUGAGUGAGAGCAGUAAGCACAAUGAAUGGAUUCGAGGAAAGGCUGAAGCUGCUCACACAGGCAAAUACACAUGCACCAACAGCGGCGGCCUCCAAAGUUCCAUUUACGUCUUUGUUAGAGAUCCGGCUGUGCUUUUUCUUGUCGGCCUUCCCCUGUACGGGAAAGAAGACAACGACACGCUGGUCCGCUGUCCUCUGACGGACCCAGAGGUUGACAACUAUUCCCUCAAGGAAUGUGAUGGGAAAUCUCUCCCUGAGGACCUGAUGUUUGUCCCAGAUCCCAAGGCUGGCAUCACAAUCAGAAACGUGAAGCGCGCCUACCACCGACUCUGUGUCCGAUGUGCUGCCCAGCGGGACAAGGAGUGGGUACUGUCUGACAGAUUCGUCCUGAAAGUGAGGGCAGCCAUCAAAGCUAUCCCACUUGUCUCUGUGUCCAAAACAAGCUAUCUUCUUAGGGAAGGAGACAAAUUUAUGGUAACGUGUACAAUAAAAGAUGUGUCUACUUCUGUGGGCUCGAUGUGGAUAAAGGAAAGUGCUCAGCAGAUUAAAGCUCAGGUAAAACGUAAUAGCUGGCAUCGGGGUGACUUCGAUUAUGAACGCCAGGAAACCUUGACUAUCAGCUCAGCAAGAGUUAAUGAUUCUGGAGUGUUCAUGUGUUAUGCCAAUAAUACUUUUGGAUCAGCAAAUGUCACAACAACCUUGAAAGUAGUAGAUAAAGGAUUCAUUAAUAUCCUCUCCACAAAGAACACUACGGUAUUUGUGAAUGAUGGAGAAAAUGUAGAUUUGGUUGUUGAAUAUGAGGCAUACCCCAAACCUGAACACCAGCAGUGGAUAUACAUGAACAGGACCUCCACUAACAAGUGGGAUGAUUAUCCCAAGUCUGAGAACACAAGUAAUAUCAGAUAUGUGAGCGAGCUUCAUCUAACCAGAUUAAAAGGCACCGAAGGAGGCACUUACACGUUUCUGGUGUCCAACUCUGAUGUCAAUGCUUCCGUGACAUUUAGUGUUUAUGUGAACACAAAACCAGAAAUCCUGACAUACGACAGGCUCAUGAAUGGCAUGCUUCAGUGUGUGGCAGCGGGAUUCCCAGAACCCACAAUAGAUUGGUAUUUUUGUACAGGAGCAGAGCAAAGGUGUACUGGUCCCAUCCCACCUGUGGAUGUACAGAUCCAGAACACAUCUACACCACCAUUUGGAAAACUGGUGGUUCAGAGCUCUAUAGACUCCAGUGCUUUCCUGCACAAUGGCACAGUGGAGUGUAAGGCUUACAACGAUGUGGGCAAGAUCUCUGCCUUCUUUAACUUUGCAUUUAAAGGUAACAACAAAGAGCAAAUCCAGGCGCACACCCUGUUCACACCGCUGCUCAUCGGCUUUGUGAUCACAGCUGGCAUGAUGGGUAUCAUUGUGAUGGUUCUCACUUACAAAUAUUUACAGAAACCCAUGUAUGAAGUACAAUGGAAGGUUGUCGAGGAGAUAAAUGGAAACAAUUAUGUUUACAUAGACCCAACACAACUUCCUUAUGAUCACAAAUGGGAGUUUCCCAGAAACAGGCUGAGUUUUGGGAAGACUUUGGGUGCCGGUGCCUUUGGCAAGGUUGUUGAGGCCACUGCUUAUGGCUUAAUUAAGUCAGAUGCUGCCAUGACGGUUGCUGUAAAGAUGCUCAAACCAAGUGCUCAUUUAACAGAGAGGGAGGCCCUCAUGUCUGAGCUGAAGGUCCUGAGCUACCUAGGCAAUCAUAUGAAUAUUGUGAAUCUUCUCGGAGCAUGCACCGUUGGAGGGCCCACCCUGGUCAUUACAGAAUAUUGUUGCUAUGGUGAUCUUUUGAAUUUUUUGAGAAGAAAACGUGAUUCAUUUAUUUUCUCAAAGCAGGAAGAUCAGGCAGAAGCAGCACUUUACAAGAACCUUCUGCAUUCAAAGGAGUCUUCCUGCAGUGACAGUACCAACGAGUACAUGGACAUGAAGCCUGGAGUGUCUUACGUUGUACCAACUAAGACAGAAAAACGGAGAUCUGCGAGAAUAGGCUCGUACAUAGAAAGAGAUGUGACUCCCGCCAUCAUGGAGGAUGACGAGCUGGCUUUGGACCUGGAAGACUUGCUGAGCUUUUCCUACCAGGUGGCCAAGGGCAUGGCUUUUCUCGCCUCCAAGAACUGUAUUCACAGAGACUUGGCAGCCAGAAACAUCCUCCUUACUCAUGGUCGGAUCACAAAGAUUUGUGAUUUCGGUCUAGCCAGAGACAUCAAGAAUGAUUCCAAUUAUGUGGUUAAGGGAAACGCCCGACUGCCUGUGAAGUGGAUGGCACCAGAGAGCAUCUUCAACUGCGUGUACACAUUUGAAAGUGAUGUCUGGUCCUAUGGGAUUUUUCUGUGGGAGCUAUUCUCCUUAGGAAGCAGCCCUUACCCUGGGAUGCCAGUCGAUUCCAAGUUCUACAAGAUGAUCAAGGAAGGCUUCCGGAUGCUCAGCCCUGAGCAUGCACCUGCUGAAAUGUAUGACAUAAUGAAGACUUGCUGGGAUGCUGAUCCCCUGAAAAGGCCGACGUUCAAGCAGGUGGUCCAGCUCAUUGAGAAGCAGAUUUCAGAUAGCACCAGCCAUACUUACUCCAACUUAACAAACUGCAACCCCAGCCUGGAGAACCCGGUGGUGGACCAUUCUGUGCGGGUCAAUUCGGUUGGCAGCAGCGCCUCUUCCACCCAGCCUCUGCUUGUGCACGAAGAUGCCUGAGCAGACAUCACAUCCAGUGGUCUCCCCUGUGGGUGCAAUCCCCAUUCGUUUUGGCUUCCAUGCUGGUUGUUUUGUUUUCCUUUGAUUUGCAUCCUACUCCAGGGUAAUGGGUCCCCCCAACUGUGAUCCUGUCUUUAUGAGCACACUUUAGUGGCUGAUGACCCACCUCCACCUUCCAUCAGCCACCAUCCCACUACAAAGGUUCGAACUGUACAUAUGUAUUUUCCCAAUAGCAAAGUAGCUCCUUCAGUAAACAGAAGAACUUCUGCUUUGGAGGAGGGAGGGUGAGGUGACACUAGAUGCCUGGAGUUCUUUCUGAUGCUCCUCUGAUUCUGUUUGAAAAGUAUGGCGGGUAGUUUAUUUAAAGAAAUAGAGUAAUCCCCUCUGACCUAGAGAGCCUUCAGUGAUGACGCAGAGAUGUAUGUAGCAGCAUUAGAAAGUGAAGCCCAGGCCCUUUGUGUAGAAAGUAGACCAUUAUUAGAACAGAGGACACACGUGUGAACAUCUGAGCUUAAGAAAUCUCAUAUUUCAUGCUGAGAAGGAGACCCAGGCUGUGAAAAAAUGCCCCCAAAGCAUGAACAAAGAUGCUUUGCACAGGCUUUUGUACAACUGACCUGGUUUUUAAAUAGAGUUUGCUAUUAGGGAGUUGAAUUGGAGACAAGACCUCCCUAGCCAACAUUUGUACAUACUCAUCCACACAUUGUACAUGUUCAUAUGUUGGGGGUGGGGAACCCCACAAGCUUUAUUUUCCAUGUUCAACUCUGGCAUUAGUCCCGCUUUGUGUAGGAAUACAUUAAGAGCCAUACAAGUUUUAAGGAAACAGUUAAUGCAACUUAUUUUUAAAAGGAAAAAUGUAACUGCCAAGCACAAUCUUUAUAAAACCUCUUAGCCAAUGAACUUGCUCUGUGGAUUGUCUACAAGCCUUCCAACUUCAGAGUAGCAUUGCAGUCAGUGGAACUGAUGCUGGUUGAACGCGUUACCGAUUCAGUGAUUCCCACAGGAGUGAGAAAACAGUGCGGUUUUAAGUUGGAUUCUCACAUAGCAGAAAGUGAAAGACUCAGCCUUCUUUAUGGGCACAUCCUGGACAUUGGGCCAGUAUCUAUAUAAGUGUGUAUGUGUGGACGUGUGUGUGUGCGUGCACGAGCUUGUGCAUGUAGACAAGUUAUUCUGGGGGGUCUUCUUGCUCUGAGUUCAAGAGGUUCCUCCCGUACCCAAGAAGUAACUGCUUUCAUCGCCACUCCUGUCUCUCUCCUGUUUGCCUGUGCAUCACUACGUAGAAGAGCUUGCCAAAAGCUGCGGUGGAGGCUUGGCAGAAGCAGAGUGCUUAAGGACCUAUUUAUUUGCAAUCCACCUGCACUUAAGACACUCUUAUCUAAACUCAACAUACUGUACCCAUUCCUUAGACCAUAUAUAAUGCUGCCAUUCCACAAAAACAUUGAAAUUCUACCCUUUAGGCUGUAGAGUGGAUAUUGUCUUGUAGUUGACCCCCUUCCCUGGGUUAUCAUUGUCCAGUAUAAGUGAUUAAGUAUAUACAUGGCAAGAUUUGCCUGUUGUCUUACAAGAUUCAGGUAUGCUGCCUUCAUAGUUCCCUCCUCCUUCAUCCUUUUAGGCUAUGUUUAGAGAAGUGUGGCCGUUAAUCUGGAAGUGACCAUUUGCACUGGAGUUCUACACUCUUGCACCUUUCCAAAGUUAAGCGGUUUGGGGGUUUUGUUGUCAUGUGAGAGGCUGUCACGGUUUGCCAUACUUUGUCCUUUGAGUUCCCACUGACUUUGAUUAUAGUAAGGAAAGUAGCUGUUGAUUCUAGAUGUCCAGGUACUUCAGGGGCACAUCAUUGAGAAUUUUGUCUCGGAUAUUCUUGAAAGUUUAUAUUUUUAUAAUUUUUUUACAUCAGAUGUUUCUUUCAGUUGCUUAAUGUUUGAAAUUAUUUUGUGGCUUUUUUGUAAAUAUUGAAAUGUAGCAAUAAUGUCUUUUGAAUAUUCCUAAGCCCCGUGAGUCCCUGAGAUAUUUUUUAUAUAUACAGUAACUUUAUGUGUAAAUAUAUAAGCGGUGCAAGUUUAAAGAUGUUGUGUUUCAUGUGUUUUUUUUUCCUGAUAUGUUGUCCAAUUGUUGACAGUUCUGAAGAAUUCUAAUAAAAAUGUAAAUAUAUAAAUGUAA
Messenger RNA from Nannospalax galili (Upper Galilee mountains blind mole rat), 5197 nucleotides. RefSeq names its product KIT proto-oncogene, receptor tyrosine kinase (gene Kit). Bases 107 to 3043 code for a protein of 978 amino acids. The transcript has 21 exons. Lineage: Eukaryota; Metazoa; Chordata; Mammalia; Rodentia; Spalacidae. The record is from RefSeq and is a predicted model, not a curated record. Gene Ontology annotation, cellular component: signaling receptor complex. Gene Ontology annotation, biological process: Kit signaling pathway; positive regulation of cell migration; B cell differentiation. Gene Ontology annotation, molecular function: transmembrane receptor protein tyrosine kinase activity; ATP binding; cytokine binding.